Molecule: messenger RNA, 2062 nt
Organism: Copidosoma floridanum
Lineage: Eukaryota; Metazoa; Arthropoda; Insecta; Hymenoptera; Encyrtidae
Product: hexamerin 70a-like
Source: RefSeq, a predicted model, not a curated record
AUGCUCGGUAGGCUGGUACUUUUGUCGGCGGUGGCCGUCGGUUGGGUGACGGCCCAAGCCUACAAGCCGGAACACAAGAUCGAACACACCGCCGACAUGGACUUUUUGCUCAAGCAAAAGCGCGUCUACCAGAUCAUGUACCACUCCAACAUGCCCGAGUUGAAGGCCGAGCUUCACAAGGAGGGCCAGGAGUACGAUGUCGAGGCCAACAAGGACAACUACACCAACAAGGAGGUGGUAACGGAGUUCCUGCGUCGCUACGAGCACGGCUUUUUGCCGAGCGAGGCCGACUUCUCGAUAUACCACCCCCGGUGCCUCGCGGAAACCAUCGCCGUGUUCCGUUUGCUCUACUACGCCAAGGAUUUUGACACCUUCUACAAAACGGCCCUAUUCUGUCGCAACCGGAUCAGUCCCUCUGUGUUCAGCUACGCGUACUACCUUGCCGUCAUCCACCGGCCGGACACCAAGUUCAUGAAGCUGCCGCCCCUGUACGAGAUCACACCCACGUAUUUCUACAACCGCGAGUUGCUCGAGAAGGCGCACCACUACAAGAAGCACGGCCAGUUCGUGCCCAAGCACAGCGCUGGCUACGACGCGUACGUCAUCCCGUACAACUACUCGAGGGUAUCCAGCGAGUACGACUACGAGCAGCGGCUGGCGUACUUUACCGAGGAUGUCGGGCUGAACGUGUUCUACUACUUUUUGCGCAACAUGUACCCGUUCUUCAUGAGUAGCGAGGAGUUCGGCUGGCCAAAGUACUUCCGGGGCGAGGAGUACCUGUACGGCCAGGACCACCUAUUCAACCGCUUCUACCUGGAACGGCUGAGCAACGACCUCGGCAAGAUCGAGGAUUACGAUCACAGUAGGCCGUUCUAUCCGGGCUACUGGCCCUCCCUCGACCAUCCCAAUGGACAACAGUUCCCAUCCAGACCCGCCGACGCCUACUUCCCCAGAGACAAGUACAAAAAGAUCAGGGAGUUUGAAGAGUACGAGUCGAGAAUCAACCAGGCGUUGGACUCCGGGAUCGUGUACACCAAGGAAGGCAAGACCGAGAAGAUCCUCAACUAUGGUGGUAUCAACAUCCUCGGCAACAUGAUCGAGGGCAACGCCGACUCGUGCAACCCCAUGUACUACGGCAACAUCGAGGCCCUCGGCCGCAACAUCAUCGGCUUCGGCUCGGACCCGGACACGAGCAACAAUCCUGUGUCCAGUGCCCUCGAGCAUUUGGUGACGAGCGUCAGGGAUCCGGGCGUCUGGAGGCUCUGGAAAAGAAUACUCGACUUUUACCGCAGGUACAAGAAAAACCUGCAGCCCUACAAGCCCGAGAAAAUCCGGUUCCCCGAGUUGAAGAUCGAGUCGGUGACGACCGACAGGCUCGAGACCUUCUUCGAGCCGUUCGACGUGACGAUAAGCCACGGGUUGCCGAUUGUCAGCGAACACGAGGCCAAGGACCACGUGGUCCAGACCCGGCAGUACCGUUUGAACCACAAACCCUUCAAGCUGUACAUCAACAUCGAGUCCGAGAAGGAGGUCAACACCUCCAUACGCUUAUACUUCGGUCCGAAGUACAACGUGCACGGGCAGGAGGAGAGCCUUCAGCAACGUCGCCCCUACUUUUACAGUUUAGACAUGAUUCUCUACCGUCUGAGCCCCGGGAUGAACAAGAUCGAGCGCGACUGCAACGAUCUUUUCUUCACGGUGGAAGACAGCGAUCCGAGCGAGGUGUACUACAAGAAGGUCCUCGACGCGAUAGCGGGAAGCGGCGAGCUCAAGUACCAGCAGGUCGUGUACGGUUUUCCGCAGCGGCUGAUUUUGCCGAGGGGCAGACCGGAGGGUAUGCCGUAUCAGUUAUACGUGCACGUGUCGCCGUUGGAGAGCGACCCGUUGUACUACUGGUCGCCCACAAUUGGCGAGUCGCUGCUGGACUCACGGCAUUUCGGCUUUCCCCUGGACAGGCCCUUCCACGAGCACGAAUUCCACGGACCGAAUUUCUACGCCAAGGACGUGCUCAUUUACCACUCGAUGGAGAACGACGUGGGCUAUUGAUUCGCGCAUUGUUUAU